Molecule: messenger RNA, 993 nt
Organism: Numida meleagris (helmeted guineafowl)
Lineage: Eukaryota; Metazoa; Chordata; Aves; Galliformes; Numididae
Gene: GRIPAP1
Product: GRIP1 associated protein 1
Biological process (GO): regulation of neurotransmitter receptor transport, endosome to postsynaptic membrane; regulation of modification of synaptic structure; regulation of recycling endosome localization within postsynapse
Cellular component (GO): postsynaptic recycling endosome; glutamatergic synapse; extrinsic component of postsynaptic early endosome membrane
Source: RefSeq, a predicted model, not a curated record
CUGACGGAGGAGCUGAGGAAAAAGGAUGAGAGUUUGCAGCAGCUCCAGGCAGAAAAAGAUGCGCUGAGCAACGCCCGAAGGGCAGAGGCAGAGGAGGAAAUUCGGGAGCUGCAGGAGCAGAAGAGGCGGCUACAGCAGGAGCUGGAGGCUGCGGCACAGGUGGAGAGGGGGCUGCGGGAGCAGAGCGAGAGUCUCAGCCGGGAGCUGCAGGAGGCCCAGAGCCGACGCGACGCCCUUGAGGCUCAGCUCCAGGAGCACUCCCAGGAGCAGGAGGAGCUGCGGCAGCGCCUGGCGGCGGCCGAGGACUCACAGGGGGACACGGAGCAGCGCCUGCGGCAGGCGCAGGAGCUGCUGGAGCUGCAGGCGCAGGAGCACAUGGCGGCCGCCCGCGCCCACCGGGAGCAGCACCGCGCCGAGCUGGAGGGCCGCGUUGGGGAGCUGCGGGCGUUGCUGGGGGACGCGGAGCGGCAGCGGGAGCUGCAGGAGGCGGAGGGCCGGGCGCUGCGCCAGGAACUGAAAGACGUCCGGGACGGGCAGCGUAUCCUGGAGAAGAAGGGCAGCGCCGCGGUGAGCCCCAGGGCUGGGUGUGGGGGAGGUGUGGGGCACGGGGGGGGUGACAGCCUGCCCCAUUGUGCCCCAUUGUGCCCCAUUGUGCCCCAUUGUGCCCCAUUGUGCCCCAUUGUGCCCCAUUGUGCCCCAUUGUGCCCCAUUGUGCGGCACCUGGAGGUGAGCAGCGCGUCCAUGGCGGAGGAUCUGUGCCGGAAGAGCGCCAUCAUUGAGAGCUUCGUGCGGGACAGCCGCCUGGAGGCCGCAGGCCCCACCGUGGCCUCCCGGCGUGGGGCGGGGCCGGGUGAGGAGGGGCUGCGGGAGAUGAACAAGAAACUGCAGAACCUCCUGGAGGAGCAGCUGACCAAGAACCUGCACCUGAGCCAGGACCUGGAGAUGCUCUCCCAGGAGCUGGCGCGGCUCCGCAACGAGCGGGCUCCGCCCUGA